Messenger RNA from Protopterus annectens (West African lungfish), 3761 nucleotides. It is a transcript of the gene GALNT14, whose product is annotated as polypeptide N-acetylgalactosaminyltransferase 14. The coding region runs from base 426 to 2114 and encodes 562 amino acids. The record is from RefSeq and is a predicted model, not a curated record. The transcript has 15 exons. Gene Ontology annotation, cellular component: Golgi apparatus. NCBI's taxonomy places the organism in Eukaryota, Metazoa, Chordata, Ceratodontiformes, Protopteridae.
AGGGUUGUAUGUUGCCGUUAGUGCAGCCACUGUGCUUUCUCGUUUUUUUGCUCCUAAACUCUACAGUGCUGCCCUUAUACCCUGUCCACUUACUUCCAGGGAGCUUUGAGCUUUGGUUCUACGGCCAGUAACCGAGUUCCUGUAGCGGGAGAGGUGCAGUUUUAUUUAGGUAAUGGGCUGGGGGUCUUGUCAAACGGUGACACUUAACUCAGGAUAGAGUUGUAAGAAACCACUACUCGGCAGUACCUGUUCUCCGAUUCCCUAGAGAAUCCUGCCAGGGUUGAGGGAGUGUGAAGUCCCCCCCCCCCCCCGAAUGUGAGGAAGAGCCCACCAGCCUACUCCCAACAAUGCCUUCUAGCAGGACCGACUUCUGAGAGCUUUUGAAAAGUGUGAAGAAGGACUCUUGCCUUCCCUUAGCAGCCGUUAUGUCCGUGCCGGCUAUGCACUGUAAUAAAGCGAACAUGAGGAGGUUGACGAGCAGGCUGACUGUGGCUAGUAUUGGGGUACUCUGGAUUGUCGCCCUAAUUAUGUACUGGGGUAUGAAGAGAAACACGGAAACUGCAGAUUCCGAAGAACCAGUAAAGGCCUCAGAUGUAGACUGGGAUGACUUAUGGGACCAAUUUGAUGAACGAAAGUAUCUCUCUGCUCGGAAGUGGAAAGCGGGAGAGGAUCCUUAUAAACUCUAUGCGUUUAAUCAGAGAGAAAGUGAAAGAAUAUCAAGCAAUCGGGCUGUCCACGACACAAGACAUUACAGAUGUGCCACAUUGCUCUAUGGGGCAUCGCUACCUUCCACCAGUAUUAUUAUCACAUUCCACAAUGAAGCCAGGUCGACCCUUUUACGAACAAUAAGAAGUGUGCUAAAUCGAAGCCCUUUGCACCUUAUUCAUGAAAUUAUACUGAUUGAUGACUUCAGCAAUGACCCUGAUGACUGCCGUCUUCUGACGCAGCUUCCCAAAGUGACAUGCUUACGUAAUGAACAGAGGGAAGGUUUGAUCAGAUCACGAAUCAGAGGAGCAGAUGUGGCACAGGCCAGUGUUUUGACAUUCCUUGAUAGCCACUGUGAAGUCAACAAGGACUGGCUGCCCCCAUUACUCCAAAGGAUUAAGGAGGAUCCGACAAGAGUGGUCAGUCCUAUCAUUGACAUUAUUAACUUGGACACAUUUGCCUAUGUGGCAGCUUCUCCAGACCUGAGAGGAGGAUUUGACUGGAGUCUGCAUUUUAAAUGGGAACAGCUCCCUGCACAACAAAAGGCAGAAAGAGAUGACCCCACAGAGCCAAUUAAGACUCCAGUUAUUGCAGGAGGACUAUUUGUUAUUGACAAAUCCUGGUUCAACCAUCUAGGAAAGUAUGACAGUGAAAUGGAUAUAUGGGGAGGUGAAAAUUUUGAAAUAUCUUUGCGGACAUGGAUGUGUGGUGGAAGCUUGGAAAUCAUUCCUUGCAGCAGAGUUGGACACGUCUUCAGGAAGAAGCACCCUUACAUUUUUCCAGAGGGAAAUGCCAACACUUACAUCAAGAACACCCAGCGCACAGCUGAGGUAUGGAUGGAUGAAUACAAGCAGUAUUAUUAUGCUGCUCGACCUGCAGCCAGUGGACGAUAUUAUGGCAACAUUGAGAGCAGAAAAAAACUCCGAAAGACUCUGAAAUGUCAAACGUUCAAAUGGUACCUGGAGAAUGUGUAUCCUGAACUCAAAAUUCCAAAGGAACCAGACCCUCAGUCUGCAAUAAUCCGACAGAGACAGACAUGCCUAGAAACUCAUAAAGUGGAAGGUCAGGACGUUCCAGCUGUGAGAUUAGGUCCCUGUGUUGAAAUUAAAGCAGUGCCCACUGCAAAUCAGGAAUGGUUAUACACACAUAAGCAGCAACUUCAACAAACGCAGCUGUGUCUGUCUGUACUAACACUUUACCCAGGAUCGCAGGUGGUAUUGGCUGCAUGCAGUGAAGAAAAUGGAGCACAGAAGUGGAGGAAGAUGGGACCCCGCAUUGAGCAUAUGGCCUCUCGUUUUUGCCUGGACAGUGAUAUGCUAGGGGAUACAAUUGAAGGCAACAAGGAACUUUACAUUAACCCUUGUGAAAUCAUGGCUCUCAGUCAACGAUGGGAAAUACAGCUGUUGUGAGAACCUUUCAGAACACGUCCAUGGAAACAAAGAACUAGAUGGUGGUAUAUGUGCACAAACUGUGGAGCAGUACUUCACUGAAAUGCCGGUCUACAGUAGAAUACCAAAAAUGUGAAAAUACAACAACAUAAUUAUGAUGCAUUGCUUUUGUUUGUUAAUAUGCUCAGGGAAAGCCAGCAGCAGAGUUUAAUGCUACAAAUUAAGGCAUUACUAAAAUGAACUUGUUCUGAUGUUAUUUUACUCACGUUAGAAGCAGCAUAUUGUUGCAAUAAGAAAAAAAAUGUACUUUAUCUGAGUUUUUUACCUGAAGCAGUUUUAUGCAACUUCAUGCACCAAUAGCUGAUGGCUGUUAUAGUUCCUAGAAAUAUUUUGAAAAACAGUUUUUACUUUGCACAUUUUCAUAUUUCACAUUUCUAUGUACAUUCAAACAGAAUGACAUUUGUUCUUUCUGUAGUUUUAGUUUUUCAUUUUUUUCACUUUGAAUUUUUAACUGCAGUGACUAUCAGUACUGUCUAGUAAAGUAGACGUUUGACAGUGCUUAUUUGUUUAGGAUUUUGAUGCAACAACCUGAGUGUUUCCAUCAGGAAAUCUCUUUUCCAGAUUGCGUGAUUUUGCUUGUAACAUAAAUUUAUAAGAACAGGAGACAAAUAGGCAUGGUUAGGAGCAGUUGUGAGAAUAUAUGCAAUUUUCUUCAAUUUUUACCAUUCUUUAGGCAGUGUGAUAUGCAUAGUUUAUCCCUGACAGAUAUGCAUAAGCCACAAUACAGACAGCAAAGGUAAAAGCACCUUGUAAAAGAAUAAAAUACUGCAGAAUUGAACACAGGCUCAGUAACCCAGCUUUGUUCUUUUGCAUGUAAAUGCUUUGUUAAAAUAUGCUUUUGUAAGACUACAUUGCAAAAGAAAAUUCUGUGUAAAAUUGCACCUUAAAUGAGCAAAAAGAUGUGUUGAAUCACUUUUCCAUUCAUACUUUGUCAUAUGUAGUUAAAAAUAGAAUAGAUAAAUAACUACACAUCCUUGCAUUGUGAAACUGCAUUGACAUAUGCCUAGUUAUUUAGCACCUGAGCAAAACUAUGCUGUUGUUUCUCUAAUUCUGUACUGUCAAAAAGCACAUAUGAUAAUAGCAUUUCUCAGGGAAUGCAGUUUCAUUUUGCUCAGAUUCUUUUUUAUCUUGUAAUUUUCCUACCUCUAUGUUGUAGCUACUUUUCUGUCAUAUGUCCUAAUGUGUGCAGUGAGGUUAAAGAGGCAGCAUUUCUGUGCAGACAGCUAUGUAAUAUAACAUGAAAAGUGUGAGGCUGCAAGUCUGUGCAAAUAACUAAGGUAAUAUGAAAAGUGGUACAAUGGGUAUAUGAUGGACACAGAUUUUCCAAGGUAUAUUGGAACCCAUAAACAGCAAGAAAUAAUGUCUGCUGAUACAAGCAUUAAAAACAGCUGCAAAAGCUCUUCAUAUGUAUGACACUCACAGCACCUUCAUGUCUUGUCGCGAGUACAACUUCCUGUUUUUUUUUUUCACAAAAUACCAUCUUUCACCUGAGAUCAUAGGAAUUGCUGUUCUUCUCACCACAAUCCCUGUUAUUCUCAAAAUUUUGGCAUAUUAAAAAAUGCUGUGACUGAUGAUGUGGAAGAUACCUCACCUGUAAGGAGGCAUUUU